GAGGAAGAUGAAGCGAUCAUUCUGCGAGGAUACAAAUCCGAAUCAUAUAUCAUGCGGAUCUACCUCAGAGUUAGAUGCAACCCCUACUAGUUGUAAACGUUUGAUCUCAGCUGCGUCUGAACCUGUCUCCUUCAUUCGCAUCACUUCUUUGGAGGAGCUAGACAAACGGGCAUUGCAACUACAGAAUAAAAAGCUUUGGGAGGCUUUGAUGGAACGUCGUGCUGCCAUUGCUGAGCUGAAAGAACGUAUCGAACAUUUAGAAAACCGUCAAACUAAGGAUGACGCUCUGCUUUGCGUAGUCAAUCGCUACUGGAACCAGGUGACGUUAAUCUCAUUGAUAAUAAACUUACCAAUUUAGUACUCUAUGUAAUAGAUUUCAGUAACUCAAACGGUCUAUGUCGUUUAUUGCUUUGUCAAAUCACAUAGUUGUCUCUUCACCGUUGUUAGUUACGUAAGCAAACAUUUUGCAGGCUAGUUACUUUCAGGUGUAAUAUUAAGUAUCAUUAUGUAGAUAUUCUCAUAUUUCAAAGUUGGCAUUGGGUUACCUAUUGAUAGUAUAUAGCUGUAGCAUUCAAGUUCAACAAGAUAGAAUAUUUAUUGUAAGCGGUUAAUCAUUUUCUCUAGAUUUCAUUUCCUUUAAGUUUCUCCAAGUUUUCGUAUGAUUGUCAAAAUAAAUCUGCGUAAACUAUUUACAGCGUAGUUAGUAUUAACUACUGUUUGUCAUUUGUUGUUAUUUCUCAGUAUCUAGAUGCUCCUUAAGGUUUGCUUGUAAUCGAAUAACAGAAUAAUUCUCUGUAACUUGUCGAAUUCUGAUGAAUAAUUGGAAAAUUAGUCUAUGAAAUAUCAACUAGGUGGCAGGAAAUGUCUUUAUAGGUAUUUAUUUAUUUAUGCUAAUAUUAACAUUUUACUCUCAGGGUUUCCAAUCAUCUGAUCACAUAGUCUUUAUCCACCACACUGUCAUCUCAAAACCUAUUAAGAAGUUUUGGUGCAACUUUCUCUUCCUAAAAUUUUAGAGACGGUUGGGUAUACGCCAUCGUAUAGCUUAUGGGAACUAGCUCCUUAUUUUGAUUCUCUGUGUGUUUGGAUGGGGCAUGCGCGAUCGGCUUAAUCGAAUCCUGCUAUUUCAGUUAACUCCAAGUAUGCCUAAAAGUAUGAAUGAACAAUUUGAAUUUUAAAUAAUUCUUAAUUGCUGCAUAUCUUGUUCUACGUAUGUUUAGUUGCAUACUAACGAAUUUUCUAUUUUGUUGUGAGUUUAACAAGUUAAUGUUAAUUUGAUUUUCUUUUGAAAUAAUAGUUGGACGAAGAUAGCUUGAUAUUGCUGCAACGUUUCGACUCAGAUGCUGCUGAAGAAGAAAUUUCAACGUCCACAGAGUCAUUUCUGAAACAGUUGGCUUCAUGGGACAAAGAAGAAGUUCCUGACAAACUUCAAGAACGAGUGCAUUUCUCCAAGCGAAUUAUUGCCCGUCUCCUCGCCACAUACGAAAAAAUGGUUAUUCAUCAAAAUCGAAUGCGUCAACUACUUGGGAGCUCAGCUGAAGGGAAAUCUGUAGCAUCUGAGACUGAUAACAUACCGACUCAUUCUGGUUCUUCAGUUCCUUUUAACUCAUGCAGUACUGUACCACCUUGUGAAUCUGAUGCCAGUACUCAUUCAACUGCUUCAUCUCAAGGGCCUGUUCCAGUCUGCGAUAAGCUUAGUUUGAAGGAUCUACAAGAGGAAAUCUCACUUUUAAACAAAGAGAAUGGCCGUCUUCAAACUCUUUGUACUAAUUUGCAUGCAAAACAUAGACAGAGCAUUCUUCGACUACGUGAAUUACAAGAUUUAGCUCAAACUAACAGUGACUCUGCAGCAGAAUGGCAAGCUAAAUAUGAGGAUUUAGAUUAUAAACUUGCAGAAGCUAUGAAGCAGGUUACUCGUUUGGAUCAUCGCUUGUAUGAAGCUCAGGAACAAAAUAAAAAGUUGGAGGUGGAAUUAGCAGCUCUUAAAUGUUCAGACUCUCCAGGUCGUGAUGAUCCUUCAAAUAGCGGUGGAUCAGUUACUAAAAACAAGUAUAAUGAUUUAGCUUGUGAACUAGAGGAAUAUCGUGAGCUAUCAAAUAACCGUAUGAGCGAAUUGGAACGUCUUCAGCGCCAUUUAGAAGACAAAGUGGCUGAGUGUGCCUCACUCAAUAUGCAACUGCGGGAUAUUCCUGAAAAUAUCAUCUUAGAUUCUCCACAGUACGUUUCCCUUAAAACGCAGUUCAACAUUUUGUACAACGAAGCUAUUCAUCUCAGAAGUCAGCUGGAAGAAGCCAGAAAUACUAUUCAAAAUAAUAGACACAGUCAUUUAAAACAGAUAGAAGAAAUGGAGACGAAUGAAGCUGCCAUACAAAAUCAAAUGCGGUCCGAAAUGCUGCUAAUAGAAGGUCAGUAUUCCCAACUAAGGCAUAAGUAUGAAACUAUGGAACUUGAUUUUAAACAGGCCUUAACACACAAUGAACAAGCAGGUCCUAUUAGCUGUGAAAUGCGCAGUCUUAUUUCUACAUUACAAACACAAAAUAAACAACUAAAAGCCGAAGUUGCUCGAUAUCGUCGUAAAUGUGAAGAAGCUGUACAGGAACGUGAGCUGAUACGCACUGAUUUGAAAUGCACAGAGGACGAGUUGGCACAUGUUCGUACGGCACUUUCGGAGGCUACUGCGGCUGUUAUUGCUGCUAGCGAAAAGUCAGAGCGAUCGACACCAUCGACUCCACAAAGCUCAAAUCUGCCUCCAAGCACAACUGCUACGGGACCAGAUGUCGCUUCGCCGCCUCUUGAUGUGGAUGUAAAGUUAAAAGUACCAACUUCAACAAAGGUGGAAGAAGGCAACGAUAGUGGUAGUAAUUGUCAGAAACUUGAUUCCCCCAGUUCAUCCACUGUACAGACUGCUACUGUAGCUGCUUCUAACUCCAACAUUAAUCCGUCUACAACUGAUAAAGUUGUCAAAAUGGAAUGUUCUGAGUCUCGGUCGAAUGUUUCGUGCUCAUCACCCUCUAAUGAAGUUAUUCGUGAUUUAAAGGAACAGUUAAAGCGUUCGCAAGAAUCACAAAAAGAAAUGUCUGUUCUUCUGAACAUGUAUAAAGUUAUUCCUAAAGAUCAAAGAGAUAAAGCAGCACUUCUUCAGUGUGAAGCAAAACUUCGGGCUGAGCUUUCCGAUGCUAAGAGUGAAAUUGAUAAGCUUAACAAUACAAUUCGAGAACUGCAAACACAAGUGAAGAUACAGCAACAACGAAAGCAAUCGUUAACCUCUCCAGGCGAAACUUCAUUGAAAAUGUCUCCUGCCGAACGCGGUUCUACCAGCCUUGGAAAUAUUCCCCCAUCUCUUUCUAAACCGCCUAAACUUGGACUUACUUCACCAGAUGAAAAAAGCACAAAUUUGACAGGAUCACUGCAGUCUGGAAAACCUAAGGUUUCCGCUUCUGACUGGCAGAUAUCUGAACUACAAAUGGAACUAUAUUUGAUAAAACGUAAAAGUCAGAACACUGAAGAACAGUUAAAACUACAUCAGCAAAGACUUGCAGCAGCCAAGCAACAAGAAGAUGUAUUACUGAAGGAAAUGGAAAUAACUGUUCAAGCUUUUGAAGAUGCACAGGAACAGAAUGUUCGUCUUGUUAAAACAUUGAGAGAGAAAGACGAUGCUCAUUUGAAGUUGAUGGCAGAACGAAUGAAAGCUGCUCAGCUUGCACGUUUAUUAAAGGAAGACAAACAACUUUUAGAAGAACAGAUACGUCUUAUGCAGGCCAAAAUUGAGGCGCUCAACAGAGCUGUUCUUAAACAAGAGGAGAAAGAACGUUUAUUGUUAACUAAUCUGGCAACCUUAGAAAAAGAAGCAUCAGCUAGACAAAAGUCUCAAGAGGCCUAUAAACGUAAGGCCUUGGAAAGUCAACAAAUUUCUGAAGAUUUAAGAGUCACUGUACAAAAGUAUCAGAGUCAACUUAAAGAUGCUCAAACUACUGUUCAAGAAAAAGCUUCCGCCUAUGAACGUGUUUCUUUCGGUCAUCAACGUUUACAAGAAGAACUUGUUACUGUACGGCGAAAAUAUGAAAGGUUGCGCAAAAUUGAACAAUCGCAUAACGCUGAUGAAUUUCUGCUGGCUGAAAUACAAGAUUAUAAAGAACAACUGACUUGCCCAACAUGUAAAAUCAAUAGAAAAGAUGCAAUCUUGACAAAAUGCUUCCAUGUGUUCUGUUUGAAUUGUCUAAAAGUUCGUUAUGAAACACGUAAUCGAAAAUGUCCUAAAUGCAAUGCUACAUUUGGUGCUAAUGACUAUCAUCGCAUUUAUUUAACUUGAUGUGUAUUCAAGUCGAAUUGUAUAUCCUGUAUGUUCUGAAAACCACCACUUCAUUUGCAUGUGAUGUGUUCACUUCAGAAAUGUAUAUAGUUUAAAACAUACGAUAAUUUUACUCAGUUUUGUACAUACUUUUAUUUCUAAUUAAUAAAUAGCUUGAUUUGUAUAAAUUGUCAUACAGUCCUUUUGUUUAAUUAUACUUUUGUGUGCUAGUAGACCGUACGUAACUAUUUCAAGCCAAU
Trichobilharzia regenti is the source of this 4545-nucleotide messenger RNA. The record is from the annotation of a GenBank genome assembly. NCBI's taxonomy places the organism in Eukaryota, Metazoa, Platyhelminthes, Trematoda, Strigeidida, Schistosomatidae.